Molecule: messenger RNA, 4497 nt
Organism: Amphiprion ocellaris (clown anemonefish)
Lineage: Eukaryota; Metazoa; Chordata; Actinopteri; Pomacentridae
Product: sperm-associated antigen 16 protein
Exons: 3
Coding region: 29-1663 (544 amino acids)
Molecular function (GO): protein binding
Source: RefSeq, a predicted model, not a curated record
UAAACAAAGAGGUUAAGAGGCAGAGAAAAUGUCAGCGAGAGGAAAAGACGGAGCAGAAGAAGAAGAGAGGAAGGAAGGUCUCUCUGAGGAGGAGGAGGAUGAAGAUGAAGUUUUCAGGAUUAAACCUGAACCUCCAAAACAUCAAACCAUCCCAAACAUCCCAGAAUCCAUGGACGAUUUUCUGAGGAACUUCCUGCUCAGACUCGGCCUGAGGCGAACUUUGAGCAGCUUCGAGUCUGAGUGGUAUGACUCGGCCCAGAAAGUCUUCUCAGGAACGCUGCCGACUCCAGAAUCAGGCGUCUUCUUCCUGCCUGACGCUUUAACUCACCAGAAGAUUCUCCAAACCGAGCUGGAAACCGUCCGCAGAGAGACGGAGCUGCUCAGGAUGGAGGUUCUAACGGCUGGAGAGAAUCUCACCAGGAUGCAGAGGGAGAGGAACUUCCACCGGCUGCAGCAUCGAAGAGUCGUCGAGGACAAAAACCAGCUGAUAAAAGACCUCAAACAUCUGAAGGAACACCUGAAGUCCUAUGAACCGGCGAUGAAGCAGCUGGAGGACAAACAUCAGGUGGCUCUGAGGCAGAAGAUGCUCCUCAGCUUACAGAAAGAUCGAGUUCAAAACGCCACAGAGGCUAAAGUGAACCAGGAGAAAGCUCCGGAGAAGAAAUCACCUGUGAAGAUCAAACACCUGAAGGACUCAGAGUUUCCUGUUUACAGCAGGAUGGUGAAGCUUCAGGUGGAUCAGGUGACGUCUGAAGCAGAGAAAAGUCUUCGUUCUUUCAGUCUUCAGAGCUCCAUCAAAGCUCACCAGCAGCCGAUCAGCUGCAUCGAUCUCCAUCCUAAAGAAAUGAUGCUGGUUUCUGUCAGCGACGACUGUAGAUGGAGGAUGUGGAGGCUGGAGACUGGAGAGAAGGUGGGUGAGAUGAUGCUGACAGGUGAGGGUCACUCUGAUUGGCUGUCAGGCUGCAGUUUCUAUCCUGAUGGAACGAAACUGGCAACGACCAGCGGAGACACGACGGUUCGUCUCUGGAAUUUCUCUCUCGGCUGCUGCGUUUUGACUUUCUUCGGUCAUUCUCAGCCGACCUGGAGCUGCUCCUUCCACUCCUCCGGUCGCUUCCUGGCUUCGUGUUCCUCCGACCGAACCGCCAAACUCUGGGACCUUAACAGCCAACGGUGUCGCCUGACGCUUCGACGCCACGACGCCUCCGUCAACAGUGUCCACUUCCUGUCCUCCUCCAACCUCCUGCUCACGGCUUCGGCCGAUAAAACUGUCGUUUUGUGGGACACCCGAUUGGCCGUCUGCCCCGCCGUCUUUACCGGACACCGACACCCCUGUAACCACGCAACGUCCAACAUGGCAGCCGACCUUGUGGCCUCCUGCGACUCUGGCGGCGUCGUAAACAUCUGGGACUCCAGGAAACCAGUGACACCUUUAGCUGCUGUGGAUGUCGGACCAAUGGGAGCCAACCAGGUGGUGUUCAGCCAAUCAGGGAAGGCGCUGGCGGUUGCUAGUGGUGAUGGGUCAGUCAGAUUGGUGGAGCUGGAGUCCUGCGAGGCGAUCAGUCUGGACGGACACAACGGCAGCGUCCAGAGCGUCAAGUUUGACCACAAGGGGACGACUGUGAUGUCAGCAGGAAGUGACGGGAGGAUCAACGUCUGGUCCUGACAAAGUCUGGUUGUUGAAACUCAACAUGGAAACUGUUUAAUACGACAUGGUUUCCAAACUUUCCUUUAAAGGAGCCAAAAGCUGAUGAAAGCUUGAGGAAGCCACAAAAAAACUUCGUAUCCAAGAUGACAACAAACCUAAUCACAGAAAAUAUAUUCCAAUAAAACACUUGAAGCUUUGAGUCUUUCAGUUAACUCUCAGGAAAUUCUUCAGUUUCAUGUAAAUAAAAGAAAUCCUUUCACAAAAAUCUGUGUCCCGAACUAUGUGGACAAAACCAGAUCCAGAACCAAGUCUAAAACCAGAUCCAGAACCAAGUUUAAAACUAAAUACAGAACCAGAUCCAAAACUAAGUCUAAAACCCAGGCAUGGCAACAGCAAAUUUUGAUUUGAGCUGAAAAUGCUCGGUAUACAAUCUUCAGGGGGGGUCCCCCCUGAAGCCGAGAGGUUUUCAGUAAAAUAGAGGUGAUUUAGAAUGAAAAACAUGCAUAGAUUUACAGAAGACUAGAUUGUAAUGAAUAAGUUAAUUCAAUGAAAAGUUAACUUACUUUUUCUUCAAUGUUGUCUCACUGCAUUUAGUCCUACAAUUUUUACAGUUCUAUAGGUCUUUUAACACUAUUUACACUGGAGUUCUACACUGGUCACAAAGUCACUUCUAAUGUCACAGUUUCCUCUAUGGAGUCAGCUGUGUCAGUUUUCUUUUUUUACAUUUCCAGAACACUCUUUAAACACUAUCAGGGAUUCAUUUUUGCCCUGAGUCAUGAGUCAAAUACCCAAUGUUUUGUUAAAUGACUCAAAAGACUUUUCUCUCAAGCCAAUUCCAUCGGAACUUGUUUUUGACACUUAUCUAUUUCUAGCACCGAUGACUCUUGAUCUUGCGAUAAAAACCUCAUGAUUCCACCAAAAACGAUCCCAAUAGCUCAAAAUUCCAACACGAACAUGCCGCCAUGAAUUGUAACAAAAGAAUGCAUUGAGCAAUUUGAUUGGUCCAAUCGUUGGCAGCUAACCAAUUUCGACCAAUAGCAAGGCCUUUUACAAUGCAGCAGGAGCUAGACUGGUUCUUUGUUUUGCAGUCUGCCAGAUGUAAAGGUGUUCAGUGAAGAGUUGGGUAUUUAGUCUUAUCCUAAAGACUGAGAGACACUCUGCAGAUCGAACAGAGUUUGGUAACUCGUUCCACCAUCGAGGAAGCACAGAGAAGAAGAGUCUAGCUAUAGACUGGCCUUGUUGUGGUGGUUGGACCAGGAGCCUUUUGUUGGCCGAGCGUAGUGAGCUGGAGGGAGUGUAGACCUGAAUGAGAGUUCAGCGGGCAGCAACUUGAAGCCAGUGAAGUGAUCUGAACAGUGGGGUGACAUGCUUUUUUUGGCUGGUUGAAAACCAGACGCUCUGCUGCAUUCCGGAUCGUCUGCAGAGGUUUGACGAUGCGUGUUGGGAGAGCCUGUACCAGGAGUUGUGCUGCAUGUUCAGACAGCAAUGGUCUGAUCUCCCUGAUGUUGUACAGGACGAAUCGACACGACCGAGCAACAGAGGCCACAUGAGCCUUAAAGGUUAGCUGGUCAUCGAUCAUGACACCCAGGUUUCUGGCAGACUUUGUGGGUUUCAGUUGGGUUGAUUCAAGCUGGAUGUUGAUUUCCUGUUGUAUAGAGGGACUGGCUGGAAUGACAAGGAGCUCAGUCUUGGAGAAGUUUAGUUGAAGGUGGGGUUUUUUUCCAUCCAUGCUGAGAUAUCUGCAAGUCAUGAUGAGACUGGGGGAGAGACCAUGUGAUUGUCCGGGGGGAACAUCGUGAAAAUAUGGGUAUCAUCAGCAUAGCAAUGACAUGAGAAACCAUGGGGGUGGAUUAUUGCACCAAGUGGGGUUGGAUAUAUUGAGAAGAGGAGGGGAUCGAGCACUGACCCUCGAGGAACCCCUGUGGAUAGGCUGUCCAGUUCAGGCACUUCUCUCCUCCAAGAUACUCUGAAGUAUCAUCUUGAGAGGUAGGACAUGAACCAACAGAGGGCUGAUCCUGAGAUGCUGAGUACAGAGAGUAUGGACAGGUAUACAACUAAGAACUGGGAGCUCAGUAUAAAAGCUUGGUUUGUAUUUCAUUCUGGUGUACAGUGGAUGCUGCAACAACAUUUAUGCGGUUUAACCAAAAACUGAACAAAAGACAUGACAAAAUACAUUAUAGGGCAGCAUUUCUGCAACAACAUUAAUAUUUUUUUUAAAAAAAAAAUCUCUCACAUGUGCAAUAUGUAUAAUUCUGAAUGUGUCCAAAAUUGCAUAAAAUCGGUGAGUCUUGGAAUCCGAAUACAAUGUGUUGAACAGGAGAUAAGGAGAAUGAAGAUCGAAUAUAAGACACAUAAUGGCAUCAUGGUAUGUGUUGAUGUGUAAAAGUAAUGCCUGGCGUCUAAAAAUGUGUGUGUGUGCGUGUGUGUGCAGCUGUGCGGAGGGUAAAUAAACAGAGGGAAUCUCAUGUUUGUCUCAUUCCUGUCACUGAGUGGGACUGAUGUGUGUGAAGGAAUCAGGGUGGAUAUAACUCUCUUUGUUCUUGUUGUCAGCAGUUAACAGCUUGGUCUGUGGCUCAGUGUUUCACAUGUGCCCCUCUCUAGCUCUGUGGGGGCAUAUGUGUGUGUGUGUGUGUGUGUGUGUGUGUGAGAGAGACACUGGAGAAGGUUAGUGAACACAGUGAAACAGAAAUGUGUAGUGUGUGUGUUUGUCUGUGUACAUUGCUUGUUGAGUGGUUUUAUGUGUCCUUGUAAUGAGAAUAAAGAGUUUUUCUUGCAUUUUGCUUUAGAGACGUCAGUAAUUGUCAUUGUCCUGCUGGAAGGUGGCAACUGGGUUUUCUCAGCUAUUUACUGUG